Microsporum canis CBS 113480 is the source of this 258-nucleotide messenger RNA. RefSeq lists its product as uncharacterized. The record is from RefSeq and is a predicted model, not a curated record. Bases 1 to 258 code for a protein of 85 amino acids. NCBI's taxonomy places the organism in Eukaryota, Fungi, Ascomycota, Eurotiomycetes, Onygenales, Arthrodermataceae. The transcript is spliced from 3 exons.
AUGGGUGGUUUUGAGCAGAAUGAGAGCGCCGAAUCGCAUCUGGCAAAGGCAUUUAAAGACAUAGCUAGAGGCGAACAAACAGCCGAAGCUAUUGAGAACCAUCUUACUCGCAUAGAGCAGGAAAUAGAUCGUCUCCUUGGAUCUGUUGAAGCAGCAAAGGAGGGUACGGAAGCAGUAACCAAAGAUGAUAAGGGAAAUGGGGAGGCGGAGGGCGUGAAAAGCGCUGAUAAAUGUGACGAGAAGGAGCAACAAAAAUAA